AUCGCACUCGUCUCUACAUUCUCCUUUUUAGGGUUUUAUUUUGUCUACGGCGCUUUCGGUUUCGAAUAAUCAAAAGCUUCUCUUCUCUCCUCUAGAGGAUGAAUAAGCCCUUGUAAACUGCUAGAUGGAUGAAAACCCAUAUUACACAUUGGGUCAGUUAUCCAGCCAGAUGCCAAAUAAGUCUACGAAUAUUUCAAUUUUGUCCGAGCUGCACGAGGUUGUUUUACAGUCUGACUCCACAUGGAAAAAGGAAGAUCCUCAAAGGGACUUGUAUAAGGAUCCCAAAAGCACUCAUGAUAAUGGAUAUAUCAAAAACAACAUUGCCCAAAAUUUUAUUCAGAAAAGAAACCCUCAGUGGGAAUGGUGGACAUCUAACGAUGUAACUGACUUGAAAAGGCAACUAUCCAUGGAUGCUAAUUCAAAGGAGUACAUGAACCAGGAGAUGGUACCAGGUCAUGUGCAUAACCUAAUCCAGCGUGAGAAAUGUGACACUAAUUUCCAUCAACAAGUAGACCACUGUCUUGCUUCCUCAUUUUUGCCCACAUAUAUGGGAAUGCCGUCCUCAGGCAUGUCACCUGGUUUUUGGGGCUCAAAUUCUCAAUACCCUCUGGUUGAUUGUUUCAUGGCUGCCAACACCCAAUAUAACACUCCUACAACCAAGAACUUGAAUGAGUCUAGCUAUUUUGGAGGUAGCUCAGUUGGCUCUUGCAUUGGAUCUUCAUGUAAUGGAUAUAACGAGGGUGUUGUUGCUUGUGAUGGGAAUAUCAUAUUUUCAACAGCUAGUAUAAAUCAGGUUGCUGGGGAGGCGGUUCUUUCUCCAGACGAGAUCUCAUCCGCCACAGUAUGUUCUAAUAGGGAUGGCAGACCAACUGGCAGUAACUUACAACAUAUCUCUGAGUCAUCUUCAGAAAAAUUUAUUCAACCGCCUCACUAUGAUGAGGGUGAAUUUAAUUUGAUAAAAUAUGGAGGUUUUCUGGAGAGCAACCAGAAUGUUUAUAAUGUGGAUGUUCCAUCCUCAAUGGGAGGAAAUGCAGAGUUGUCUUCCUCAAAUAUGAGGAUCCCACAACAGAAUCCACAGAGGAUUCCUGAAACAUCUGAUAUUCUGCCACGUCUAAUCUUCAAUACAUCCAUGCCAACUCGUGAAGGUUUAUUGGAAUCUGAGCUUCAGGUGCUUCAACAGUUCCAGAAGCAGCUACAUGUACCUAGUGUGCAGUUGGAUGAGCCAUCUGAGGUCCAAUCAAAUUUAUAUUCAUUUGAAGAAGAAUUUGUUAAUCAAGUACCACACAAGGCAUCUAAGCUGGCCCAGCUCCCUCCAGAACAAUCACAUAAGGUCCAAAGUGUUGCUUCAGAAAGUUCUGCUGUGUUUCUUCGUGGUCCUACUGGUGCUGUCAAACUUGCCAAUUAUAGUGGUCUCUCUUGGCAUAGAUCAGGAACUGGCGAAGCAAAAAAUGACUUCUCAAGGGCAAUCUAUGAUAUAGAUUCUGAUGGCACCAGGUCUUAUGCCAUUGAAGAUUUGAAUCGUUCAAAACGUCUAAAGAUGGGGAAUUUCUUUUCAUUUCACAAUGGAGUUUCUCAGGCGGUUGCUCCUUCCAUCAUUCAACAUUGUGCCUCUGAACAACUUCCAGAUUUGGUGCAGUGGUCUGAAGCUCCAGUUCUUCAUGACGUAGAAGCACUGGAGGUGAACAAGGGAAUGUUAAGCCCCAUAAAGGACUGCACAAGCAUUUCUGUAAGAAGGAACGAUGUCAUUGAUAAUGCUCGGAGAUUGGAUGUCAACAAUGCGACUUUUAUUUCUGGAGAGGUCAUCAAUGCCCGUAAACAGGGGGGGAGAGAAUGUACAAGGAUAGGUGAGAUAAGAAUUGAUGACGCUGAUAAUUCUCAAGGACUGAACUCUGACAGUGGACCUCUUCACUCUGAAGGGUCCUCUAUUGGUCAUCAAGAGGAGGAGAUACAAGUCAGGCCCAAGUCUGAGCAGGUUAAAUCAGAAGUUCAAGGUAUUUUAGUUGCACCUGCAGCAGAUUAUGAAUUAGUAACGGAGUCAGAGGAGUCAAAGAUACUCGGUGUCUCUUUGGCCGAGUUUUUCACUGCAGAGCAAUUGAAAGAACAUAUAUCCAGUUUCAGUCAAUCAAUCGAUCAGAGUGGUAUGAAGGAAGUUAAAGAUAGGAUGGCAAGUUCUGUUCGUGAAAACAUAUGCCAGUUGUGUGGCACAGACAAACUUUUAUUUGCCCCAGAACCCCUGUAUUGCUCAUCUUGUGGUGUUCGGAUCAAGCGUAAUAUGAUUUAUUAUACGGCGAUGGAUGAAACGGGUACACAACAUUGGUGCUGCGCGUCAUGCUUCAGGGUUUGUCGUGGUAGUAAUAUCUCAUUUCAUGGGGUUUCUAUUUCAAAGGCGAAGCUGCAGAAGGAAAGGAAUAGUGAGGAAAAUGAAGAACCGUGGGUUCAAUGUGAUAAAUGUAAACUCUGGCAACAUCAGAUAUGUGGUCUUUUCAAUGCUGAAAGAGAUUUGGAAGGAACAGCAGAGUACAUUUGCCCCUGCUGCUGCUUAGAAGAAAUUGAAAAUGAAAAGCGUGUGCCCUUAUUGAAGGCUGCUACUUUUGGGGCAAAAGAUCUCCCAAGUACUAUGCUCAGUGAUCACAUAGAGAAAAGACUCUAUAGGCGUCUCAAGCAAGAGCGGGAAGAGAGGGCAAGAGUUUCUGGAAAAAAGGUGGAUGAGGUACCUGAAGCAGCUGAUCUUGUUGUCCGAGUGGUACUAUCAGUAGAGAAACAAAUAAAAGUGAAGCAGCAAUUUUUGGAUAUGUUUCAUGGUGAGAGUUAUCCUGCAGAAUUCCCAUUCAAAUCAAAGGUGAUUCUUUUGUUCCAGAAAAUUGAAGGUGUAGAUGUAUGCAUUCUUGGAAUGUACGUCCAGGAAUAUGGAUCAGAAUGUGACUACCCUAAUCGACGUUGUGUGUAUAUCUCGUAUCUUGAUUCUGUCAAGUACUUUAAACCCGAGAUAGAAACUGUGACUGGUGAAGCUCUUCGUACCUUCGUUUACCAUGAAAUAUUGAUCGCUUAUCUUGACUAUUGCAAGAAACGUGGUUUUGCAACCUGCUAUAUAUGGGCCUGCCCACCAAUAAAAGGGGAAGACUAUAUUUUGUAUUGCCAUCCAGAGACUCAGAAAACACCAAAGUCGGAUAAGCUGCGGCUGUGGUAUAAGUCAAUGCUGAGAAAAGCCACCAAAGAUAAUGUUGUUGUGGAUUACACUAACUUUUAUGAUCACUUCUUUAUUCCCACUGGAGACUUGAACACCAAGAUAACUGCAGCUCGACUGCCAUAUUUUGAUGGUGGCUAUUGGUCAGGCGCCGCUGAGGAUAUGAUAGGAGAUAUGGAACAAGAAAGUGGAGGAGGAUUGCAGGGGAAGGUGAAAAGACAACUAACAAAGAGAACUUUACAAUCUAUGGGGCAUAAUGAUUCUUCUGAUGAUCCGGCAAAAGAUAUAUUAGUGAUGCAGAAGCUUGGGCAAAUCAUCUUACCCGUGAAGGAAAACUUUAUCAUUGUCCACUUGCAAUAUACUUGCGCACACUGUCAUGAAGUCAUAUUAUCUGGAAGCAGAUGGUUUUGCAACCAUUGCAAAGAUUUUCAGCUAUGUGCAAGAUGUAUAGAUGCGGAGCAAAAUCUCUGUGGAAGGAAAGUACAUACUACCAAUGGUGGAGAAAAACAUCAUCUCUCUCAGGUUGUUGAGAAUGGUGUGCCCUUUGAUACUGAAGAUAAAGAUAUCAAUUUAGAUAAUGGUAUUCUUGAGAAUAGACAUACUUUGUUGAGUUUCUGUGAGCGAAACCAUUUUCAGUUUGACACACUUCGCCGCGCCAAGCAUUCCUCAAUGAUGAUCUUGUAUCAUCUCCACAAGCUGACUGCAGUAACGACGGGAACCACUUGCAGCAUUUGCUAUAAGGAUGUCCUGUUAAAUCACGGCUGGCAUUGUGAGAUCUGUCCAGAGUUUGAAGUGUGUGCUGCAUGCUAUCAAAGAAAAGGUGGUUCUUGUCAUAAUCAUAAUUUGACUCAGCGAUCAUCCAUAGCUAAGAGACGGGCGAUAAAUAAACAAGCUCAGCAGCAGAAAGCUUUGUGGGUACAGGAAGCACUGGAUGUUUUAAUGCAUGCCUCUAAAUGUCACACGACUAGAAGUAACCCCUGUUUAAAUGAUAAAUGCCGUCAAAUUCGAAAGAUUUUCCACCAUGCAAAGCAAUGUAAACUUCGGGCUUCUGGGGGUUGUAAAGUAUGUCAUAGAACCUGGUUGCUGCUGCAUUGGCACUCACGAAGUUGUAGAGAUUCAGAUUGCAGAGUGCCACGCUGCAUGGAUAUUAAGAAGCGUGCAGAAAUACUUGCAUUGCAGUCUAAAACUCAGUGAAAGGCUGCAGCUGCAGAGUUAGCAAGUGCCUGAGGUUGCUUAGGAGCUGUUGAUUAUCCCAAGUGUACAGUUGUAGCUGGAUCGUCGACUGCAGCAACCGCUUAUACAUUGGACACAGCCACAAUUUUGUUCAUACUUUUAAGUGGCAAACCUUCAUCAAAAUUAACAACAAUUUUAUUAAAAUAAAUUUGAUAUCAAAAUAAAAUUGAUAUUAAUGGGAAGGAAAGCGAUGUUUCUGUGUAUAUAGAAAGAAAAGCACAACAGGAUUUAGCUUAUAGCUUACAAUCAACUUGGUAUAUUUAGGAUCUGAACUGAUUCAAAGCACAAUUCAUUGUUUAUAGUGGCUUUUU
Messenger RNA from Ilex paraguariensis (yerba mate), 4728 nucleotides. NCBI's taxonomy places the organism in Eukaryota, Viridiplantae, Streptophyta, Magnoliopsida, Aquifoliales, Aquifoliaceae. The record is from the annotation of a GenBank genome assembly.